This is a messenger RNA of Gordionus sp. m RMFG-2023, 2912 nucleotides long. Its product is annotated as A disintegrin and metalloproteinase with thrombospondin motifs 2-like. Gene Ontology annotation, molecular function: metalloendopeptidase activity. Lineage: Eukaryota; Metazoa; Nematomorpha; Gordioida; Chordodea; Parachordodidae. The record is from RefSeq and is a predicted model, not a curated record. Bases 106 to 2808 code for a protein of 900 amino acids. Gene Ontology annotation, biological process: proteolysis; extracellular matrix organization. The transcript is spliced from 21 exons. Gene Ontology annotation, cellular component: extracellular matrix.
UAAAAAAAAAUCAUAACUUAGUUAGACUCUCGAAAACCAUUUCUUCUUACUGAAUGAUUUGAUUAUAGGGACAGUAUCAAAGGACUGCGAGUUAAAAAGGACAUUAUGACAAAGGAAUCCUGCUUUAUCUUCUUAUGCUCAAUUUUAACGGUUACAAUAAAACAUUCGCUACAACUGAUGAAUUCGAACUCUCAUAUAUCAACUAAUUGCGAUAACAUAUGGAAUUUAAUCGACGGAAGCAUCGAUAAGUAUUCGCACAUAUAUAAUGGUUCUACAUCGUUUAACUAUACGACAGGACAUAUUUUAGUGGCCAAGAGCCUUUUAGAGAUAUCCGAAAUUGAAAAAAAACUGAAAGCUUGCGAGAAUCAAUUUUAUGAAAAGUGGCGUUAUCGAAGUGCUAGCGAUGAGAGCAUUGAAAAUUAUAAGUUUAAAAGGAAGAGAAGACACAUUUCAAACCAAAACGCGAUUACAAAUACGAAAAAACGCCGAAAUAAAGCUAGAUCUUCGGGAAGAAGAUCGCGGGAUCUCAGAGCUCCUCUAGCCCAUAAAACGUUAGAAGUAAUUGUGGCCGCAGAUUUAACUGUUCAACACUUUCACGGAAAAGAUUUCGUUCAUUCCUACCUCUUAUUCUUGAUGAAAAUGGUGAAUCAAAUAUUCAACGACAAAAGUAUGAUAAUCAGGAUAAACGUAGUUGUAAAGGAAAUUUUCUUGCUAGAAGAAUCCCUGGGAUAUUUGAUCCAUCAAUCAAGACCCAGGGAGAGUAUCCAAGAUGUGUGCAUGAAAAUAAAUUCCGUGUACGCUAUGAGGAAAGGGCAUAGGCCGGUUUACGAUGCGGCGAUUUUUAUAACGAGAGAUGAUUUUGGACCGGCUGGCUUGGCUCCACUGGCAAGUCUUUGCGAUUCAUCCUUUAAGUGCACGAUCAAUAAAGAUAGCGGAUUUUCUUCGGCCAUCGUUAUAGCUCACGAGAUCGCACACGUAUUGGGAUUGGGACAUGACGGCAUCGAUAAUAGUUGCUAUUCGAUCAACACCAUAAUGACCCCAUUUUUGAGUGCAAGUUUUGGAGAAUUUCACUGGUCUGAAUGCAGUAUACGAGGAAUGCAUGAAUUAUUAAACUCGUUUCAUUGUUUGAAAGAUGCCACUGCUAAUCGCGAGCAUUACGAGUAUUUCUCCUUAACUGAAUUAGGUAAACGGUACGAUCCUACCAAUCAAUGUCAAUUAGAGUUUGGAAAAGAAUUCGAGCAUUGUAGAAUGAGGCAUAAGAUCAUCCCUGUAUCUUGUGACAGGUUGUGGUGCAGUCACAUUCAUAUCCCGGGUAUAUGCCGUACAAAAGGAUUUUCACCUUUAGCUGGUUCAACAUGUGGACAUCAAAUGUGGUGUCAAAGAAGGGAAUGCACAACGGAUACUUGGGCUAUUGAAAGACAGCACAUUCAAGAAAGGGUUAUGGAAGUUAAAGGCAUAAUGCCACCAGAAGAAACUAUUUCGAAUUCCAUUAUUACCAAAAGCGAAUAUAAACAAUCAGAAAUAAAUAAGAUCUCUCUUUACAACAAAUCAAAACACGAUGCCGGCAGGUCACAAUAUCUUACAUUUGAUCAAAAUUUACAAAGAAAUACAUGGCUAUGGGGUGAAUGGAGUGCAUGUCCAAUCAAUGAGCAUCACGAUCCUUGUUUCAGUUAUUUGGCACAUAGGAAAAUAGUAUGCAAUAAAAGUAAAGCGUGCCCUGCUCCUAACGAUGAACAGUCUAAUCUAUUUAAAUUAUGCACUUCUCCUCAAAGAAUGGAAAACUUUAUAGUCCCUUGCUUGUCUGAUAAGCUUAGUAUCAAUCCUAGUCGAAACAGAAACACGCGAUUUUCUAAUCACCUGGAAAAAAUUGCUUACAGCUGUUCUAAAAUUGAGCGUUCCCCGGAAAAUUCUUGCAAAUUAAUAUGCAAUCAUCGCGGCAUUGAUGCUCCUGAUGGCUUUAUUUGUAGUUCGAAUGGGAAAUCAAACAACUACGAUUCUGAUGAUCUUCGCAUUUGCCUUAGAGGGAAAUGUCAACCCAUUGGUUGUGAUGGUGUAGUUGGUUCUAAGAUAACAAAAGACUCCUGUGGUAUAUGUGGAGGGAUAAGUAAUGAUUGUAAGAAAUUCAAGAGAAUUCUUUAUGUUUCCUCAAAAAUAACAGGUUAUAGAACUUUGCUAAAAAUACCUCAAUUAUCUACUAAUAUAAAGAUCUCAUUCGUCAAGCACUCAAAUACAUUGGCCUUAAGGAAUGAAUUGGCUUCUAAAAUAAUACCUCAGAAAUUCACUAAAUCACUUAGCGUGAAAUUAGGACAGGAUAUUUUCGAUAUGCAAUCUAUUAGCCCUGAUAUCGUUAUGACAACUAGUCAUGGUCCCUUAUACAACAAUCUAAUGUUAUACUUAGUCGUAAUGAAUCCCAAAGAAAAGGUCAGAAUUUCUGUGGAAUAUUAUACAAAGACUACUAGUCCAGUGGCACACGAAAUCACAACCACUUCUUUACAUAGGAAUCAUGGGAAUUAUAAUAAUUAUUUAUAUAAUAGUAAUAAUAAUCAAAAUACUUCCCGGUCAAAAUCAAUGCAGGACAACAAUAAUGAUAUUUCGAAUAAUGAUAUAUUACAUCGAAAUAAGUUAGGUAUAAAGUUUAGCUGGAUAUUGGUGUCAUGGACCCCAUGCAAGCCUGGAUGUCAUAAAGAUUAUUCUAAAGCUAUUGUAUCAUGUGUAAACAUAUCAAAUAAUGAGAAAGUAGCUCAUGAAAACUGCCGUCAUAUCCCUAUUCUAGAGCCACGUUAUAAAUUAUGCGUUGAAAAUUGUUAACCAAAAGCUGGAAAAUAUUUUCUUUUUAAAAUCAUUUUUGUCUUGACUUUUUUAUACAUGGGAUCUCAUUAUAAAUAUUUCCACAUAACAUGCUUUUCGGUCAA